CGCAGCGGGCCCAUGGCGGAGGCGGCGCAGGGCCGCGUGCAGGCCGCGGUGGAGAGCGCGGUGCAGGGGCUGGAGCGGGAGCGGAUCCGAGCCAUGCAGGGCGCCAUGUUCCGCUGCAGCGCGCGGUGCUGCGAGGACGCCGCAGCCUCGAUGCAGGAGGUGCAGCGCUGCAUCGAGCGCUGCCACGCGCCCCUGGCCCGCGCCCAGGCCAUCGUCACCGCCGAGCUCGAGCACUUCCAGGACCGCCUGAGCCGCUGCUCGCUGCAGUGCUCGGACCAGGCCAAGGACGCUCUGGACUCGGGGGGCUCGGAGCCGCGCGUGCGGGGCCAGCUGGACGCCUGCCUGGCCACCUGCGGCGAGCAGCACCUGCGCCUCGUGCCCGCCAUGGCCAAGAAGAUGCGGGACGGGCUGGCCAGCAUCCAGCAGUGACAGCGGGGACACCCCGGGGACACCCCGGGGACACCCCGAGCGGUCAUUAAAGGCUCCUCCCCACCAA
Messenger RNA from Hirundo rustica (Barn swallow), 496 nucleotides. It is a transcript of the gene TIMCC, whose product is annotated as family with sequence similarity 136 member A. Bases 13 to 429 code for a protein of 138 amino acids. The transcript has 3 exons. The record is from RefSeq and is a predicted model, not a curated record. Gene Ontology annotation, cellular component: cytoplasm. Lineage: Eukaryota; Metazoa; Chordata; Aves; Passeriformes; Hirundinidae.